This is a messenger RNA of Priapulus caudatus, 2398 nucleotides long. RefSeq names its product HMG box-containing protein 4-like. Lineage: Eukaryota; Metazoa; Priapulida; Priapulimorpha; Priapulimorphida; Priapulidae. Bases 153 to 2138 code for a protein of 661 amino acids. The record is from RefSeq and is a predicted model, not a curated record. The transcript is spliced from 12 exons.
AUAAAUAGAGACUGGGAAAACAGCGAAUCAUGGAACAAUACGGUGAAGAAAAUCAUUAUAAAGGGCAGCACAAUCAGAUGGAGAAAGGGAAUGUCGACCAACUAUUCGAGUAUUGGUUUUGAGAUCGUCGUGAAAGUGAAGUGAUUAGAAUCAUGGCUACUCCAUCUCGAUCUGGAAGAGUGAGAAAACGGCCGUCAAAAUAUGAAGAUUACGAUGACGAUUUUGAAACUACUAAGCCGGGAUCUAGCAAGAAAGCCAAGGCAGAGAAGAUUACCAUAUCGUUGAAAGCCAACAAGAGCGCUGGAGGGGACAGUGACAGUGGAGACUACAGCAUUGUCAAGCGAAUAGCCUCUGACAGUAUGAGUUCAUCGGCAUCCGACUCUGGCCUGUCCGACACACCGCAGACCACGCGGCAGAAAAAGUCUCCUAGCAGCAAAAGUCAGCGGAAGUCUCCUGUCGUUCCAGCUGUAGUUCCAGCUGUCGUUACAGAAACAGUUACAACUCCUGCACAGCUGUCGGUGCCGGUGACCACUCCCAAGGUCCAGCAAAAGCCGGCAAAGCUCAACAAGAGUCCGAGGAAGACGAAACAAACGGUGAAGACCGAGCUCAUUGUCGACACGACCGAUGGCGGAAGAGAGUGUCCGGGCAUCAAGCUGAAGUUGAUUUUGUCGCCUAAGAAUAAAGAACCACAAGUGGAUACUGCGGGCGUGUCUGCUGAUGUUUCUCAUGCUACUGACGUUAUUAUGUCGGUGGCGAAGUCUCCUGCCAAAAAUGUAAAAAAGACACCAAAGCCGAAACAAAGCAAAGACAUUAACCUUGAACAAAAAUCUACAGUUAAGUUAGCUACUCAUGGAAAGGCUCUCAAAAGUAAGGACGAAGAUGCGGAUUCUGGUUCAACUAUGUUACCCGAGAUCGGAGGAGACACUGGUGAGACCAAGAAGUCUACGGGUAAACCAGGAGCACCGAAAAAGAAAAGGUGCAAGACGAAACUGCAGUUUAAAUCUAAAAAACUGCAGUUUAAAGCUAAAAAACUGCAGUUUAAAGCUAAAAAACUGGAGAUUGACGGCAACAAGGAUGCUGACGAUGAGAUCGCGACCGAGGACCAUUUCAUUGCCGACAAUAAGCUGGGAGUACCUGAAUUUGCAGAAGAAGUUAACAUCACAGAAGUUGAGUUGUCUGAACCUCAGCUUGUCAUCAGUGAGGAAUUACAUAAAAAGCCAUUGAAGAAAAAACUCAAGAAGACUGGAACUCUGAAGCAGAAGAAAUUGAAGGGAAAAAUAAAAGCUGACGAUGAAGAUUCAUUUCAGGAUGUGUUGGGAGAGAACUACUCUCGUUACGAGGUGUCACCUGAUGAAGAUGAUGACUCUGAGAACGUAGAUGGGUCCACACACUACGUCAUGCCUCCCCCAAGUAAGACAGUGUCCGAAUUCUUUGCUGAGAAGAGGGCGGCAUCCAAAAAACACAAUUAUAAGAAGAUGAAUGAAGGAAAGGAAGGUAGAGAAGAAUUUGGGAAAAAGAAGAAGAAGAAAAGGCGCCCGAGACCGAUAACUGCAUACAUGCUGUGGGCUCGUGGCGUCAGACCUCGGAUCCAAGCGGAGCAUCCUGACUUUGAUUUUGCAAGUGUGAGUAAGCGGCUUGGAGAAAUCUGGGGUAACUUGCUGGAGAAGGACAAAAUGAAAUGGAGACGGGCAUCGAAGAAGCUAGCCAAGAAGGGAUCUACGCUGAUAAACACAGGACGCAUGCCAGCCCAUCUCCUGCAGACGCCCAUGUCAACGCAUUUCAAAGCCGCAAAGUCUGGCUCCAGUGCGAAGCCCGCAGUGAAAACAGCUGACAAAUAUCAGGAGCUACUUAAGAAUCAGAACAUUCCACCAAAUUUCCGGGUGACGGGUGCCGGCCCACUGGAUGUCGCUGCUCACCUCAGACUACUUGGAGAAUCUCUGGAGAUCGUUGGAAAUCGUCUGACAGAACAUUCGGGGUUGGUCGUGCAGGGGAGCCUGUCUCUGCUGCUAGAUUCGAUGGUGUGUGCACUGGGACCACUGAUGUGUCUCACGAAUCAGGUUCCUGAACUCAAUUCCAUUACCGAAGACAUUCAGCAGGAUAUACUCGACAACAUAGCUUACAUCAUGCCAGGCAUGUGAUCGUUUCUCGGUCAUCAAUGUCCAGAUCUGUGUCUUCACUUGGGGAUUUUAUCCCUUUCUGCCCCCCCCCCCCUUCCAACAGUGGCCUUACGGAAUGUAAAUAAAUUGAAAUUAUUUAAAAAAUGAAAAAAAAUUGGUUUUUAACCAGCGAACCAUGAUCAAUUUCCUGUUAGAGGGCUGUGUAAAGCCAUAUAGCUACGUAUGAUGAAUGUAUUGUUUAUUAAGUAAUGUAAAUAAAUUGUAGUUGUGUUUUACCACUA